Molecule: messenger RNA, 615 nt
Organism: Darwinula stevensoni
Lineage: Eukaryota; Metazoa; Arthropoda; Ostracoda; Podocopida; Darwinulidae
Source: the annotation of a GenBank genome assembly
AAUCGCUUGUUUCUUUCUUGUUAUAGAUAGUUUGAAGCACGUGGAGCAAGAAAGAGGAAGAUUUGCAAGAAUCCCACAUCGCUUGGGGUCUUGUUGAUUCCGAGGGCGAUGGCCAACACCGUCACGGUGUUCACGCUCUCGGGCCUGUUCUGGAUUGGAUCAGCAUUGGAACCUGUGGCGUAUUGGGAGUUACACCCUGGAGAACGUUACGGACUCGUAUCAAAGGAGGUCUCCGCUGAUUUUAAGGAAUGUGAGAACAUAUGCGCCAAGGACGAUCCAUCUCUGCCCUGCAAAGCCUUCAACUACAGGGAGUCGGAUGGCAACUGUCAGCUGGUGUACAAGGACGGGGUCCGGCUCCUGCCAGCCGACGACUUCCAGGCGUUUGUCAAAUUUUCCUGCCUUGAGGACGACUCGAGAAUGAGAAGCAGACUCUUUCAGGAACGUCGUCGUGAGAAAUCAAGGCUCGGAGUAAAGGAUGGGAAACUUGAAUCGCUGAAGAGGUUCCACGGACUGAUGCGCAAUGCACAGGGCACCAUGUUCAUGAGGUGCACUGAAUGUCAGGUUCACCACGUUCUCGAAGGAGAAAGAACCUGUCCUUUGCCCAGCAAGAGGUGA